Schizophyllum commune H4-8 is the source of this 767-nucleotide messenger RNA. RefSeq lists its product as uncharacterized. The record is from RefSeq and is a predicted model, not a curated record. The annotation marks the transcript as partial. The transcript has 2 exons. NCBI's taxonomy places the organism in Eukaryota, Fungi, Basidiomycota, Agaricomycetes, Agaricales, Schizophyllaceae.
GCUUGGACUUCCACACUCUGAAUCGCCAGGAUGACACACGCUGCGCUCCCCCCGGAGAUCUGGCUGCACAUCGCGCAGUGCCUGGACGACCAGUAUAUCCAGAGGAGGGAGCACCGCCUGCACGAGGUGUCGAGCGUGUUCCUGCAGGUCGCGCUCGACCGGCGGUACCGCGCGCUCAAGGUGACGGACAUCACGCAGCAGUCGAUACAUAGGAUCGAGCGGCUGGCAGAUCCUGCUAUCGCUUGUCGCGUCCGAUCGCUGACGCUUGCGCCCCAUCUGAACACGAACCGCGCAAGGGGCGGCGUCGCGGGGCAUGGGGCGGCCAUGACGAUCUUCGGCGGUCUUGUCGGCGCGCUGCUGCGCCCCUCGGGCCCGCAGACGCAGCAAUCUGCGUGCGUCUUCGAGGACUGGCUGAAGGUCAUCGUUCGCGUGCUGCCUUUGCUUUCUAGUCUGGAUACCUUCGGCCUACACACGGACACGCUUGACACAACGAAGCUCGACAUUCAACCCCUCGUCACCUGUGCGUGGCAGGCCUCCUGCGCUCACGUCACCGACCUCCGCUUGCAAGCCUCCCUCCCUGGCUUCGCCACACUUCUCCGCACCUCGCCAUACCUCCCUCACCUCGAGCGCCUCAAGCUCACAUUCAUACACGCAAACCAACCCGCACCUGACGCGGAAGACGCGCUCCUAGCGUACGUCGCGCCCUUUGUGAACCGACACGCUGACCGCCUGGGCGCGCUUCGCGUGCACUUCUGGACCUACCUUCU